Messenger RNA from Metarhizium acridum CQMa 102, 2670 nucleotides. Lineage: Eukaryota; Fungi; Ascomycota; Sordariomycetes; Hypocreales; Clavicipitaceae. The record is from RefSeq and is a predicted model, not a curated record.
AUGCGUCUUGCCAGCUCACUUGGGCUUUUUACAAGCCUUGUUGCUGCAGUCCCCGGACUGGAUGUCGGGGCCGGCGGUGAAGCAUUACUUACGGUUGAUCUAAGCCUGUUUCCAGACUCCGUUCUGGCCGCCCGUUGUGACCCUCCCUACAAAAGCGGUUAUGAAUCAACUGGGGGCGCACACACUGCACAGGUCCCAAAACUCAAGGGACGGACGUACGGCUGUAGGACAACAACGGUAACUUCCUGGGCUACGACCACGGCUACGAAGACAGUUACUGGUAUUGAGUCCAUUGUGACCACGAAAACGGUCCCGCAGGAGACAACCAUUCACGACACCCAUACUAUCGUGGACUCGACUACAAUAUGGGUGCCCACAACUUACACGGAGACCAAAACGCUCGUUAGCGAGCAUCCGGUCACUCUAACUGUCGACAACACCAAGUACACUACGAAAUCCACCACCAUAGUUACAACGUUUGUGUCGACAGUGACGACAAGCUUCCCUGUUGUGACCACGCUCACACUACCAGCUCAAACUAUAACGGCCCCCGGCCAGACAAUAACUGCUCCCGGCCAGACAAUAACCGCUCCUGGCCAGACCGUAACGGCUCCCGGCCAGACCGUAACGGCUCCCGGCCAGACCGUAACGGCCUCCCGCCCCGCUGGCUCUCAAACUCUCGCAGGACCAACAGUCACGGCUCCCGGUCCGACAAGCACAAUUACUCUUCCCGGCGUUACCAAAACCUUGCCAGCCAGCACAAUUGUGACAACACAGAUAAAGACGUUACCCCCGUCGACGAUCCACGUUACCGACGAGCAAGAAACAAGGACAAUCACUCGGCCAGGAUACACCGUAAUAGAGACCAGCACACUUACCCUACCUCCCACAACAAUCGAAAAGCCAGCCCCUGGCCAGACCGCAACGGCUCCCGGCCAGACCGUAACGGCUCCCGGCCACGAUGUAACUCAAACUCUCGCAGGACCAACAGUCACGGCUCCCGGUCCGACAAGCACAAUUACUCUUCCCGGCGUUACCAAAACCUUGCCAGCCAGCACAAUUGUGACAACACAGAUAAAGACGUUACCCCCGUCGACGAUCCACGUUACCGACGAGCAAGAAACAAGGACAAUCACUCGGCCAGGAUACACCGUAAUAGAGACCAGCACACUUACCCUACCUCCCACAACAAUCGAAAAGCCAGCCACUACUGUCACCGUGACCCCCAUGUUCGACGUCAGCCUUUGCCCGACUCCCACAGGAGUCUCAGCACCGUUGGACGCAAAGUCGGACCGUACAUUUGGUUGCGAACCUGGCUAUGUCUGCAACCCUCCUAAGCCAAAUGGAUGCAAUCUGUGGCCCAACCCUCCAUCCGACAAUUUCCUUUGCGAUCCAAAUGACUGUAUUCCCUCGCCGCCUUUUACAAAGGUCGUAUGGCAAGGAUGCGAAACUAGCUAUUACCCACCUUCGUAUGGCUACUUCAACCUUAAUCCCGAAGCAUUCGGUCUUUCGUACGACAUCUUCGAAUUUAAAGUCAUCAACGAGACCAUCAAUGGACACCCUUCCCUGAUCACAACAGGGAACUGGGGUUCGCAAUCCUCGCUGACUGCCUGGCCUAAACCAUCCCCGCCGGCCUUGCAUGGCCCAAUGCGCAAGCGUAUCAAGGACCACAAAACCUGUCACAAGUCCAAGAGAGAUGGUAUUGUCCCCUCCAUAUGUUAUGAUGUUUGCAAUACCGCCUACCUCAUUGCUUCAAGUACCGGCAAAAGCGACAAGCUCUGUGAAAGCACUUCUCCUUUCAGGGAUGCCUACGACUCCUGCAGCAAUUGUAUCCAGCACAAUUCCAACAACAACUCAACCUCUACUGGAGACGAACAAAAGCAGCCAUUUGAGCAGUAUCUCAAUUUCUGUAGUGGCACAAAGGCUGGGAAGCCCCCAACUACUUCACACACAACUCCCGAGCAGCUUGUUACCCAGCAGCCUACUCUUGGAACCAGCACGCAAGUUGAUGUAAGCCAUCCGACGUUUACGCCAAUUCCGUCCAGUGAGAGCAUCAGCUCAUCUGCUCCGUCAACAUCGAGCCCUGCCAGUUCCGUGGGCUCUACCUCAGCCAGCGAUGCAUCUUCAUCGCGGACUACGCACUCGGCUCCCCCAUCUUCCGGACACAGUUCGCCCAUCUCUACACCUCUGGGAUCUUCUGCAGGUGGAAGCUCUAGUGCUCAGAAACCUAGAACUUCCACUAGUGGAGAGACGCACUCGCCCACUGCCACUCAAAGCCCUGCCGUUAGUACUGCCGGCGGCAGCAGUAGCAGCUCAAGUAGGCUCAGCAACACUAGCGUCGAAAGCGGUCCUGGAUUCGCCUCCGCCUCCGCCUCCGCCUCUGCAUCUGCCUCUGCAUCUGCAUCUACCUCCGCCCCAGCCUUUACCACUGGCCCCAGUUCGAAGAUUGACCACGGUAGUGGUACAGGCCCAGGCUCAAGCGAAAGCACCAGCAGUGCCAAUACUGGCAACGGCGCAAGCGAUCAACCCGGCACCACGACAGAAAAUGUCCCUGGAAAUCCCCUAACGUCGACGCCAACCGUCGUUACAGCCGCUGCCUCUCACCUUUCAAGCCUCCUCUACUCUGCUGGAGCAAUUCUUGUUUCAUCAGUACUUAUCAUAAUGUGCUAA